AUGCAAUUAAAAGCGACCUUGAGGGACCCAGGGCACGGCUGUUGUGCACGCCGCGGUCUAAAGCCUUGGGUGCGUGGCACACGAGGGUCGUCGACGCGUGUAUCUCGGCGAGGCGGAUCACGCCCCCUCAUCUGCAAGUGCUGCCUUGUCAACCUCGCUCAGCCGUACGUACGGACACCCAUUCUCGACAUCUCACACUCACACAGGCAACACAUUCUCAUCACCUUCCUUGCCAUUCACAACCCCUUCCGCGAGGCGCGCGUACACAGCGAUUGCAGCGUUCUUCAACAAGGAGCACGCGACGGGGUCAGGGCCAGGGCAAGGCGAGCCAUGACCCCGAGUUCAACAACGAAUAUGGCGCCCAAGGACCUGCGCGAUCAAGGCGCAACAGCAUCGCCGCCAGCCCUCUCGCCGCGCCAGUCCCGCGUCGUCGGCGCCCUGCUCGGGCUGCACGCGGGCGACGCCCUGGGCGCGACGCUCGAGUUCGAGACGCACGCGGCCAUUGCGGCGCGCCACCCGCGCGGCUUGCGCGACAUUGUCGGCGGCGGGCCCUUCUCCUGGCCGGCCGGCCACGCCACCGACGACACCGACAUGACGCGCGGCGUGCUUCUCGCCUACCGGGACGUGGCGGCCGCCGCCGCCGAGGGCGACAAAGAGGAUGACGGGGCCGUGGACGUCGCCCGCCUCGCGGGGGACUACUUCCUGCGGUGGCUGCAGGGCGACUGGCCCGGCCGCGCGCCUGGGUCGCGGCCCGUGGACAUCGGGGCGGCGACCAUGUCGGGCCUGCUCCGAUACCUGGAGUCCCGGGACCCGGACCGGGCGGGGGCGGGCAGGGGCGCGGCGGGCAACGGCAGUCUGAUGCGCUGCCUGCCGACGGGCCUGUUCCAGGCGGACCCAGGGCGGCUCGUCGACGAGAGCCAGCGCAUCAGCCGCAUCACGCACGACGACCGGCGCUGCACCGUCGCCUGCGCCGCGUACAACACCAUCGUCGCGGCGCUGGUCCGGGGCUCGUCCGCCGACGACGCCGUGCGGGCCGGGGAGGAGGUUGCGGCACGGCUCGAGGGCGACGGAGACGGGGGCGGCAACGGCGGGGACACUGGCGGCGGCCCCGUCCUCGCGGCGCUCCGGCUGGGCAGGCGGCUGUCCGUGGCCGACAUGGCGGACCGGCGCGGGGGCCCACCGGCGGACGUGCUGCCGGGCCGGUGCGCGGGGUACGUGCUCGAGACGCUGGCGGUGGGCGUCGCGGCGGUGCUGGACACGGGCCGCGGGCUCGAGGACGUGCUCGUCGACGUGGUCAGGCUGGGCAGGGACACGGACACCAACGCGGCUGUGGCAGGCGGGCUGCUGGGCGCGCGCGAUGUUUGCCGGCGAGUUCAGGCAGAUCGCGCUGUCGCUGACGCCCCCCUAAGGGAGGAGGAGACUCCUGGAUGGCAUGAAUAUCCGGCGAGCCCGCUGCCUCCUGCAUCCAGAACCCGCGUCGUGAGCGUGCCGGUGCCUCGCAUCAAGACCAAGACCGAGCGCAGGGACCGCGAGGGCUACGCGCAUUCACGGUCGAGCCGGGCGCAGGACAGGGCAGUGCAGCGCAGGGCCGUGUAUGCGAUUAAGCUUAAACAACGCACGCCUUGGCAGCAGUCUCCCUCCCACUCGGUAUGUUAG
This is a messenger RNA of Purpureocillium lilacinum, 1656 nucleotides long. NCBI's taxonomy places the organism in Eukaryota, Fungi, Ascomycota, Sordariomycetes, Hypocreales, Ophiocordycipitaceae. The record is from RefSeq and is a predicted model, not a curated record.